AUGACAACUGUUUUACCCAGUUCUCGGACUGGAACAUCAUCAUCCGUCUACGCAUCCAGCCAUGACCCCGCGACUCUGCGCACUCACAAGUGGCGCAAUGUCGCCAACUCAGCUGCAUACCUUGUACCAUAUCUCAAGCCAGACAUGAAAAUCCUAGAUGUCGGCUGUGGUCCUGGAACCAUCACCAUCGACCUUGCCCGAUACGUUCCGGAAGGGUAUGUCAUUGGUGUCGAGUACGCCAACAAACCAUUGACUGCAGCGCGGGAACUUGCCGAGUCAGAAAAGGUAACCAAUGUGCAGUUUGCGAUUGCAGAUGCACUGGACCUCAACAAGUAUGCUGAUGACAGCUUCGAUGUGGUGCAUGCACAUCAGGUACUGCAGCAUGUACCGGAUCCGGUCAAAGCGUUGAAGGAGAUGAGGAGAGUUGCGAAGCCCGGUGGGAUCAUCGCUGCGAGGGAGUCGGCUGCCAUGACUUGGUACCCUAAAGUUCCUGAGAUUGAGCAAUGGUAUACUUUGCAUAUCAAAGUUGGAAAGGAGCUACUAGGGGGGAGCCCGGAUCCGGGUUCCUAUAUUCAUGUGUGGGCUCAGGAGGCUGGGUUCGCGAGGAAGGAUAUCACUUGUACUGCGGGGACGUGGUGCUUUAAUACGCCUGAGGAUAGGAAGUGGUGGAGCAGUGUCUGGACUCAGAGGGUUGUGACACCUAGGUCUAUCGAAAAUGCGGUUGACAGAGGUGGUUACUGUACCAAAGAGGAUCUGUUUAAUAUGGCCAAUGCCUGGGAGAACUGGGGGAGAGAUGAAAACGGAUGGUUUACCAUUCUUCAUGGUGAGAUAAUAUGUCGAAAGUAG
This is a messenger RNA of Talaromyces rugulosus, 846 nucleotides long. RefSeq lists its product as uncharacterized. The record is from RefSeq and is a predicted model, not a curated record. NCBI's taxonomy places the organism in Eukaryota, Fungi, Ascomycota, Eurotiomycetes, Eurotiales, Trichocomaceae. The coding region runs from base 1 to 846 and encodes 281 amino acids. The transcript has a single exon.